Molecule: messenger RNA, 755 nt
Organism: Paraglomus occultum
Lineage: Eukaryota; Fungi; Glomeromycota; Glomeromycetes; Paraglomerales; Paraglomeraceae
Source: the annotation of a GenBank genome assembly
CAUCUGAAAAGUAUAAGAAGGUGUUCGACCUUGCUUUUAAGGAAGCCGUUGAUGAGGAGUUGCGUAAUAAGUUCGAAGAAAUGAAAAAAUCAGCCAAUGAUGGGUCAUCAGCAAAAAACAUGAAAUCUGAUCCAGAUUCGAACACGAGUGAAAAUCUGGAGGAAGAAGAUCAGGAAGAAGAGGAGUCUGCAGAUAAGAUCGACAAAUUCUUUAUGGACAAGGGAAAUAAUGAAAAGAUUCAUAACGAUAUUACCAGCAACGAUAUUGCAUAUUGGAAUAUACUUGAUUUGACCGAGAAUUUCCAAAUAAAAUCUCUUUUCUCGACGAAUGACUGGGAAGAAAUGGUUGAAAGUUUCAAUAAUGAAGUUAAAUUGAUCGAAUCGGAUUUUCUUGAUGUGGUAGAUGCUGAAAAUCUGGAAAGAGUUGAUCUUCCCGUUUCCGAGGCUGACUUCGACAACGCAUUUCCCAACAUGCUUGCCAAAAGAUUCUUAAAUAGGGAGGAACUAAAAAUGAAUGUUGGAGAAAUUGCAUGUUGGGCGUCAGCUUAUCGCCGAAAUGAAGGUCGUUCCGUUGUUUUCAGAGCUCGCAUUGGACAAAAGUGCGAUUUUCGAGGAACUUUGAAAAAGAGUAUCAACAGGUUUGAGGCUCUUAUAGGUCUCAGAAUGGUGGACUCCCAGAGCCUCAUAAAAAAAAAUUACGAAGACAAAGUUGAUCUAAGCGUGGCAAUGCGGGAUAUCUUAUAUACGUUCUUUUAG